Molecule: messenger RNA, 4792 nt
Organism: Ooceraea biroi (clonal raider ant)
Lineage: Eukaryota; Metazoa; Arthropoda; Insecta; Hymenoptera; Formicidae
Gene: aop
Product: ETS variant transcription factor anterior open
Biological process (GO): cell differentiation; regulation of transcription by RNA polymerase II
Cellular component (GO): nucleus
Molecular function (GO): sequence-specific DNA binding; DNA-binding transcription factor activity, RNA polymerase II-specific
Source: RefSeq, a predicted model, not a curated record
GCGCGUCUGGCGGCAACCUUCCACUCGACACUUCCUACAGCGGUGAGGUUCAGUCGCUCGUCGACCUCGAAGCGUGGUGGUAUUCAGCUUCUGACGAGUUUACUGUAAUCGCCGCGCGCGUUCGCUGCUCGACAACACGAGUUGUUUAGCGACGAGGAAAGACGAAUCGAAUUCUUUCUCGCGAGGUAGAUCCGAUGUGAGAGCCAUUUCAUCCGCAUCUCGUCCGAGUUGUUUUCGCGUCAGUGUUCUCACGUUCGAUACUUAGUCGUCGUCUUUACUGUCGGUAUCAUCCCCCGCCGCCUCUCUCUCCCCGUUCUCGAGGGGAGAACGAAGCGAUACGAGUGCAUACAGGAGCUAGGAACCUAUACGCUACGAGUGAUACAAGUGCGCCACAUCGAGUGCUGAUGACCGAGAGGAUUCUUCCGUACUUCUGUGAUACGUAAUACGGAUGUGCGCACGCGCAUUAUCACGGCGGCACGUAAUAAUCGCGAUACAAUCCUCCCACUCACGUGUUUACGCGUGAGAGUUGCGGCUGAGAAAGAAAUUCUGCACGAGAGAGAGAUAGCCUUUCUUGGUCUUCCUCGCACGCGCGCGCGUGUGCGAAUGCCGCUCAUCAAGCCUGACUACACGCGCGUGCUGGACCCCCGUCUAUACGUGCGUGCGUGCGUGUGCGUGUGCGUGUGCGUGUCGUCGUGAUUAUACCACGGAAACGCGACAAUUCGUCGCCACCGAUGAACGGUGAAAGAACGAUUUGUGUCUGCUUGGAGGACGACGACAAGCACGAUCAGUGAUAUUACGGCCAGCCUGCCGGCUCGCCUCCCUCUACGUCUCUUUAUCAACGAGAUACUGCUGGCAAGAAGCGGAAAAACGGCAGAACGGAGCAGAAACAUAAUCGAGAAGUCGCUGGUAAAUCUAAGAACGUGUUAUGAAAUUGCUGCCAACGAUUCCGCUACCGCAGCUACCACCGGUUUCCGCCACGGGCGGAAUGACCGGAAUGGAUUCUCGGCUGCCAAGUAUAUCGUUGCCUUUCAGUACGACAGAAUUACUUUGGCGAGCCCAGUAUGGGCCAUCGAUGGGCUUCCCACCCACAACGCACGCCCCACCUAAUUCGCUUCUAGAUUUCAAGACUCAUUUGCCAGCAAGUUUAGCAUCUGAUCCGAGAUUGUGGUCGCGGGAGGAUGUGGCGUCGUUUUUGCGAUGGGCCGAACGAGAAUUUGAUCUGCCGUCGUUCGACAUGGAUGUUUUCCAGAUGAAUGGCAAAGCCUUGUGUCUCUUGACGAAGGCCGACCUGGGCGAAAGAUGUCCGGGAGCCGGCGAUGUGCUGCACAACGUGCUGACGAUGCUAGUACGUGAUUUCAAUCAGUUGCAAAGAUGUCUACCAAGUAGCCCAGUUACACCGACCAGGCCAUCCGCCGCAGUGUAUCCGUUAAGUCCGCAUUCGCAUCCGCCCACACCCACAUGGACAGAGGCCCCAUAUGCUCAGAAUCUCGCCUCCCUAAUGUCAGCUAACUCGGUGACGCUGUCACCGGCGCCGUCUGUGGAUAGUCAAUCGGGCUCACCCAGCCACGCAACUGACGUGAAUCAGACACAGGUCUACAAGAGCGAUUCAGAUGAGGACAAUCAUCAAGUUCCGGGCGGUGGUAGCGGUAGCCCGCCAGCUACACCAACUGCCCUCACGGCGCAGAGGCUCAGCGAAGUGAGCGUCAAAGACCAGCCAAGUCCAACAUUACCAUCACAGUUGAUGCCGUUGACGCCCGGCGCUUUCCGGUCAACUACUGCCAGCGCAGCCAGAGAGUUCUUUCCCAGCGAUUCCCCGGAACCCAACACUAACGGAAGACUGCUUUGGGAUUUCCUUCAACAGUUGCUGAACGAUCCUACGCAACGGUAUACACAUUACAUUGCGUGGAAGAGUCGAGAAACCGGCGUGUUCAAGAUAGUCGAUCCGCCUGGUCUGGCACGACUCUGGGGUAUCCAGAAGAAUCACCUUUCUAUGAAUUACGAUAAGAUGAGCAGAGCUUUGCGUUAUUACUAUCGUGUAAACAUACUUAGAAAGGUGCAAGGCGAACGACAUUGUUAUCAGUUCUUGCGUAACUCAAUCGAAUUGAAAAACAUUAAAAACAUAUCGUCGUUGCGCCAUCAGAUGCGAAUAAAGUCUGAACCAGAAGAAGACGGAACUCUUGCCGGAGGAACAGAAACAGAACCGGAAGUGGACAUGCCGACAGAUCUCUCGAUGUCCAGCAUGAACCAACCAUCAAGCGAAAUGCAACAGCCCCUGCCAUUGCACGACCCACCUGCCAAGUACAGAAGUCAUGCAUACAAUCUCGUUAAGACCAAUCAAGAACCGGAAGAGAGGAAGUGACGCGAGACCUAGCGAUGGCAGGAACGUACUAGUAGCAUAUAAUCGUUAAUCGCUUCAUAACAGACUGCUGAGAGUCAGCAAUGAGGCGAAUCUCAACAUAAGAGGUAUUUCUUAUCAACAACCGAUCCAUGGAUUGAAGAAUGAGUAAAGAACGAGCAAAACUUUAUUUUGUCCAGUUUGUCAGUUUGUUGACAACAAGGUAACAACAUUUGCAUGAGAAGAAUAAGAAGAUUUUCGAAACGAGAAUAAGUAAAACUUAAAAUGUAACUCGUUGACAAAAAAGAAGGACAAGAUGAUAAGAAGAGCUCCAAUCGAAGUCAAUGACAAUCGAUGGAGAAAGAAGUAUGAAAAGGACUUAACAUUUCAUUGAAUCUUCAAGGGACGCUCGAAAAAUGAUGGUUCCUAUAAAAUACAGUGACGUAAGAUCAUAAGACGAUUUUAAAUGUACUAGGAAAUUAUUUAAGAUCGUUAAAAUCAUCAAUGUUGCGAAAAACAAAUAUGUUUGUUUAAUUCGCAGAACACAUUGAUGAUACAAAGAUGAUCCUUAAGAAAACAGGGAAUUUCGUGCUUCUACGAAUGAAAUUUCUUGUCGGGAACUGGAUGUUGAAAUUAGACGAGAAUCCCUUUCACGUUCGUCGUUCUGCGUAGAUGAAAAGCACAGAAAAAUGAAAGGCGCGUUUCUUAUGACGCCUUCUUAAAUGAUAUGGCGAUUCGCUCCCGCCUUCAUAUGAAUUCGCGUUGAGUCAUUGUGCGUCGAUAAUGAUAAACGCUUCGAUCUGGAGCUGAAUCUUUGCGGAUAUUCCGCCCUACUCCCUUCUCGCCUUUCUCGUAAUAGGGCAAAUCACAAGUUUCUUUCCACUGACUAACGAGAACGAAAGAUAUAUGCAUGUGAAGAAAUGUGUACGAAACGAACUUAGAUAUGUUUAGAGCGUAUUAAGAAUUUAAUGUACAAAGAAUGCCAGAGGAAAAACUGUUACCAAGUCUUUUUUUCCUUUUGCGUCCCCUUUUUCUUUCCUCUUUUUUCUUAAUUUUAUAUAUAUAUAUAUAUAUUCUGUGAUGUGAUCUUUAUUUUCGGCGAAACAUAGUUCACAGAUAUAAGAGUGUGAUUCCAAAGAAAAUCUUUCUGUUCGAAGUAUUUGCAUAAAUAUAUCACGGAAUUGCUCGCUUUAAAUUUUCAAACGAUUUUCGAAAUAUAAAGAGCUUGACAAGAUCUCUUCACAGCAGUUUAACAUUUUUAUAUAUAUACAAUUAUGCAAACCCACCAAGAGAGAUUAAACUAGAUUUUUUCAAGCUCUUGCUGCGUAUGCGCUCAAACAAUCCUCCGUUUACUUUAAUGUAUUUGUGCCAAGACAUUUGCUGUUUAAUAAGAGAACAUUUAUAUAUUUAGUCGACAAGGAAUUUAGUUCCAAACAAGCCCGAUAUAUCACGAUCUUGGAACCAAGUGUUAUAUCGUUUGCGUUCGAUGUACAUGUUAUAUUUAAGAUAUCGUUAUCGAGUAUCACGUAAUCGAUUAUAUGUUGUAGGAAAUGUAUAUAACUUGAACUGUAUAAAUGCGAAUAGAACGUAAGACGUUCUAUUAAAAAAAUAGUGAAAGAGAAUUUUAUGGAAAUCGGGGCCACAUACAGAAUAUAUGAAUCUAUCUAUAGAAAAAAAUAUAUAUAUAUAUGUAUAUACACAUAUAUUUUACUAUCAAAAUUUAUAUUCAAAAUUUCUAUGUUGUUGGCGGUGCGACUGUGGCGUACAUUCCACAACUUUUUAUCCGAGAAUUGCCACGAAAGUUAUACAAGAGAAAAUGAAACAAGGAAACAAGAGUAUACACAUAAAGAAGAUUUUUUAAAAAUUAUUAAUUGUAUUUUUGCACUGGAGAAUAUAAAACUGAAAGUAUGAAUGAACUAAAGUAUGAAUGCAAAAGAGAAAGAAAGAUGAUAAGUGUGGUCAAAUGAAUGUACGUAAAUGACAAAUUAAGAAAUAUAUCUGGCUUUGUAUACUGUGAUCUCUACGCGAUAUAACAUAAGACGAGUUAAAUAGUUAAAUAAAGAAUAUUAUCUAGAUGAAACGCGUACGCAUCCAUCUAUCUCGGGAAAAAGUGCGUGAUGUUAUUGGAAUAAGAAACAUAUGUAUGUAUAUCUUUCAUUUUUUCUUUACAAUUAUGUAAAUAAUUUUUGACCGGAUGGAUAUCAGAGAAAUAGUACUUUAUAUGUGCACGGACACGCGCGCAAUACAUAUAAGAGAACAUAUAUGCAGAUGAAAUAGUACUGCAUUAUAAUUGCAUCUAAGAUUGAAAUUUAUAUAUUGUUUCAUAUGUAUAAAAUGAAACGUAAAAUUCUAGAGAUUAAGGCAAUUUUAUUAUUAUAACUUGUUACCCCUCUCCCCCUCCAAGACGUACAUGAAAGCAUGAAUGUUGUAAAUAUAGACAUAUUUAGUUAUUAAGAA